Molecule: messenger RNA, 327 nt
Organism: Mesorhabditis belari
Lineage: Eukaryota; Metazoa; Nematoda; Chromadorea; Rhabditida; Rhabditidae
Source: the annotation of a GenBank genome assembly
AUGUGCCCACAUUUGAUAGUUUUACUGUGCUUUUUCCUUCAAAUUAUUUAUUCCACCGAGACGACGAAUCCGAUUGCAAAAGCAAGAGCCGAAGGAAAACAGAUCUCGGAUGAACACUGCAAAUUGUUUAUGAACAACGAUCCGGUGAAAGAAUUGAUGGAGAAAGUGUGCUCGCAUUGUCACGAAUAUUUCUCGGAUACGGUGCCGAAUUUGCGAUUCGAGUGCAGACGGAAUUGCUUUCAAAACAAACAAUUCGAAUCGUGUCUUUCUCUAUUCGACAACAAUCAUCGAGCAAGGAGACACGUGCAUCGACGAUCUUUACCCCAG